AUGGCGUGUGUACAUAUGGCUUCGGCUGAUCUCAGGCCGCCAACAGCGAACCAGUCUGUUUACCGUGAAGACUGUACUCUAUGUUUUGACUCGAUAGAUAACGAGUCUGGGUUAAACGUUUGUCUGCACUGCUUCAACGGAGGUUGUGCAGGAGAGAGAAAGCAUGCCCCUCUUCACAGUCGCCGUCAUGGCCACCCGUUGGCACUGAAUAUCAAGAGAACGAGAAAACAGGUAGAACGUGCCGAACCACCAGUGAAGAUGUCAAAGCUUGCUAUUGAAGCGAGUUCUGAGGAUGAUCAAUACGAUGUAGCUACAAAGGUAGUUUGCCUCGAAUGCGGUGUCGACAAGGUCGAAGAAUGCCCGCAAAAGAUAGCUGAAGUUGUCGAUAAGCUCAUGAAAGCUCCUACUUUCUCCCGAAAAGAAGAGGUCAAGGCGUGGGAGCAGGAGCUUAUCCCCUGUGAGCACACCACGGGCCUAGUGCAGGGUUCCAACCAGGGUAUUAGAAUCAGAGAACCCUCCAAGUGCUAUGGAUGUGACCUGACAGAGAACCUUUGGCUAUGCCUCGAGUGCGGUACCGUUGGCUGUGGACGGGCCCAAUUUGGCGGCAUAGGUGGUAAUUCGCACGCCCUUGCCCAUUCAACUGAGAAAUCGCAUGGUGUAGCGGUCAAACUUCGAUCUAUCACCCCCGAAGGCUCUGCUGAUAUUUACUGCUAUACCUGCAACGACGAGAGAACCGACCCGGAACUGGCACAGCAUCUAUCCCAUUGGGGAAUCAAUAUUACUGAACAAGAGAAAACCGAGAAAAGCUUAACAGAACUCCAGAUUGAGCAAAACCUCAAAUGGGAUUUUUCAAUGACAUCUAAUGAUGGGCAGGCGUUGAACCCGGUCUUUGGCCCAGAGCUUACCGGUCUUAAGAAUCUUGGAAACAGCUGUUACAUGGCCAGCGUCUUACAAUGUCUCUUCGCAUUACCAGAAUUCAAAAAUCGCUAUUAUAAACCCAACGAAGAGCCUCCUUCUUCCUCUGCCCCUGCCGAGGACCUCGAGACCCAACUAAGAAAAAUUGCAGAUGGUCUUCUCUCGGGACGUUAUUCUGUGCCUGACCCCGCAGCUGGAAAUACCACUGACGUCGUUUACCAGCGUGGAAUCUCUCCGUCAAUGUUCAAACAUUUGAUCGGGCGUGGUCAUCCCGAAUUUUCGACGAUGCGCCAGCAAGAUGCGUUCGAGCUGCUCUUACAUCUCUUCAAGAUCAUCAGCGUAUCUCCACACCCUGCCACUAGCCCGAACCCGGUUGAGUCUUUCCGGUUCGCCGUUGAACAGCGAUUGCAAUGUACCUCAUGCCUCAAGGUGCGAUAUAAAGUUGACGAGCAAGACAACAUUUCGGUUGAGGUUCCCGCAAUACGACUCAACCAUUUUAUGCCUGGCCCUGGAUCGGAUCAGAUGUGGGAAACAGUCCCUCUCCAAGAUUGUAUUGACUUGUUCACGAGAAAGGAGGACGUUGAGUUAACUUGUUCGGGCUGCGGUAAUAAAUGCUUCUCUAAACAAUCACUGUUUAAGACGCUUCCACAGAACCUGGUCGUGAAUGCGCGACGAUGGGAAGUGGUCAACUACGUACCAAUGAAGCUCGAUAUUCCAGUUGUGGUUGGUAAUGAGCCACUUGACUUGACCAAGUAUCUCUCGCCCGGUAAACAGGACAAUGAGGAGUUGUUGGAGGAUGAAUCUGGUAGUGCCCCCGAAUUUGUACCUAACCCAGAGGCAUUCACAGCUUUAAUCGGUAUGGGCUUCCCUGAAAAUAGGGUAAAAAAGGGACUGUACAAUACUGGAAACUCGGACCAGGAGGCUGCAUUGAAUUGGAUACUCGGUCACAUGGAUGAUCCCGAUAUUGACGCACCUAUGGCUUCUACCACAAGCUCAGCCGGAGCUCAGAAACCUUCUGAUGGAGACGAUAAAAUCAAUCAACUAGUCGACAUGGGCAUUGAGCGACCUAGGGCAGAGAGGGCCUUGGGAGCCACCAACUGGGACGUGACGAGAGCUUUGGACUGGGUCUUUAGCCAUCCAGACGAGCCCUCUGAGCUAAAUCCUACAGCUUCCGCUAGCGGCUCGGCACCGUCUGCCGCCAUUCCUGGAUCCAGCCAAAAACCAGCCUUGUUUGACCUCCAAUCCAUCGUCUGCCACAAGGGCACCUCGGUUCACGCAGGUCACUACGUCGCCUUCAUCCGAAAGCAAGUCCCGUCAGAGAAUAAGCCUAAGUGGAUUCUAUUCAAUGAUGAGAAGGUUGUUGCUGAAGCCGGCGAUGUCGAAGAGAUGAAGCAGUUUGCAUAUAUUUACGUAUUCCGUCGCGUGUAA
This is a messenger RNA of Microsporum canis CBS 113480, 2343 nucleotides long. Its product is annotated as ubiquitin carboxyl-terminal hydrolase 14. The coding region runs from base 1 to 2343 and encodes 780 amino acids. Gene Ontology annotation, biological process: protein deubiquitination. Gene Ontology annotation, molecular function: zinc ion binding; cysteine-type deubiquitinase activity; protein binding. Lineage: Eukaryota; Fungi; Ascomycota; Eurotiomycetes; Onygenales; Arthrodermataceae. The transcript has 6 exons. The record is from RefSeq and is a predicted model, not a curated record.